AUGACUGCUUCAACUUCAGAUAUUGCUCAGUGGCUUAAAACAUGGUUGAUAUUCAUCACUUAUGGUAGUCAAAAUUUAGGCUAUUUAUCAGGUGAUAUAGACAAUUCAUUAGAACCGCAUACAAUCUCAUUAUAUUUUCCAAUGUUAGGUUAUACAAAUUUAGAAUUUUCGCCUGAUUUAUCUGGUCAUUAUAUUGAAUUAAAGUCAAGUGUUAAAAAUAUUAAUUUUGUAUUAAUUGUUAAUUUAACAGCACAUAAUUUAGAUAUGGUUGAUGAUAAAUUUCAAAUCUUAUGGAAAUAUUCAACAAGAACAGUUCCAGUCAGCUUUAAAUUAAAUGCGCAUAGACAACCAAUAUUAGAUUAUCAUUUUUAUAAAUUUACUAAUGAGAAUAAAUUAAAUCAUGAAUUAUAUUUUAAUUUAUUAAACGGUCAAUCUAAAAUAUUAUAUGUAAUAUUUCAUGCAACAUAUCAUAGUGAAAUAAUUGGAAGGCAUCAGUUUACUGUGAUUGAUUUGAAAACGCUGAAUUCCUAUACGACAAUAGUGAUAAAUGUUAAGGAUAAGAACAUUUCAAACAAGCUGAAUGAGCAUAAAAUCAUUUGUAAUGGUAAUAUACACUUUUGUUCCCUUAUAUAUAUGGCUGAUACAAAUACAAUAUGUCAACGUGAUGACACAUCUGCAUUCAACGGAACGAUAGGUCUAUGGGAGAACAUAUCUUCUCAAAAAAGUUAUAAUCAAUACUUAUUGGCGGCAUUCUCUAGCUUAAUUGGUGUAUCACUUAUUUCUGUCAUUUGUUUAAUUGGAUAUUAUGCUAGAAAACUGGGCAAUAUUAUACCUCGUAGAACUGCUUUAAGGGCAGCUCAGAUAAUUGUUUAA
This is a messenger RNA of Trichobilharzia szidati, 873 nucleotides long. The record is from the annotation of a GenBank genome assembly. Lineage: Eukaryota; Metazoa; Platyhelminthes; Trematoda; Strigeidida; Schistosomatidae.